This is a messenger RNA of Leptosia nina, 579 nucleotides long. NCBI's taxonomy places the organism in Eukaryota, Metazoa, Arthropoda, Insecta, Lepidoptera, Pieridae. The record is from the annotation of a GenBank genome assembly.
AUGCAAGCAAUCUAUCUGCUGAUAUAUUUCUUCGCAGUGACCCGCGCCUCUGUUAUAUUUGAGGAUUGCGGGUCCGCAUAUGACUUGGUGACUGUAAACAUCGAUGGCUGCGACAAAAAUCCACCGUGUUACGUUACGUUGGGGGAUGAGAUUCCAGUCAACGUACGAUUUUACGCAGAUUUCGCAUCAUUGCAACUGGAUCAAGAUGUUGUUAUUAAAGUGAAUUUUGUCAACGAAAGAACGCCUGUUACACCUGAACCGUGUGACAUAUUAUUGUGUCCUGUCCAGACUGAUGCAAUUACGUCAUUUACAAGUACGAUGUCUGUGCCUUCUAAAAUGGCAUUAAAUCAACGCGGAUAUCUUCAAUGGCGGGUGUACAAUGAAAAAAACCGUGUCGUCCUCUGCUAUUCGGUGCUGGUUCAGACGCAAACGUACGUCCAGAAAAUGAUGAAGAGAGCGGCUCUUCUCACUAGUUCUGUCCAAGGUGACAAAAUGAAUAAACAACAGCAUUAUCCGCUCGGCCAUCCAAGAAACCCAAUUGGCAACUUACCGAACGUCACUUUCGAGUUUUAUGGAUAA